AUGUCUUCUAUUACCAAUACUUCCAACACUCAAACCCUCCAAAAAUACAUUUCUCUCGAUCAAGGCGGUAAGGUCCAAGCCGAAUACAUUUGGAUUGAUGGUGAUAGCGGCCUCCGUUCAAAGACCACAACUCUUGAUUUUAAACCCACUGACGUUUCCGAGUUAAAAGAGUGGAAUUUCGAUGGUUCUUCCACCAAUCAAGCUCCUGGCGACAAUUCCGAUAUUUUGUUGAAACCCGUUGCCAUAUUUAAGGAUCCCUUCCGUGGUGGUGACAACAUCUUGGUGUUGAAUGAAUGUUACAAUAACGAUGGAACUCCCAACAGGACAAAUUAUCGUUAUUCUUGCGCAAAAGUUAUGAAAGCUUAUGCUGAUGCCAAACCAUGGUUCGGGAUUGAGCAAGAAUAUACCUUAUUUGAUAUGAAUGGUUCCGUACUUGGUUGGCCAAUAGGAGGUUUCCCGGGUCCUCAAGGACCUUAUUAUUGUUCCAUCGGUGCAAAUGUUGCUUUCGGACGUGAUGUUGUCGAAGCUCAUUAUCGUGCAUGUCUCUACGCCGGAAUAAAUAUAUCGGGUGUAAAUGCAGAAGUGAUGCCCGGACAAUGGGAAUUCCAAGUCGGUCCUUGUGAAGGAAUUGACAUGGGAGAUCAUCUUUGGGUUGCAAGGUACCUCUUACAACGGGUUGCCGAAGAUUUCGGUAUUGUCGUAUCUUUUCAUCCUAAACCAAUAAAAGGUGAUUGGAACGGUGCCGGUUGUCAUACAAAUUAUUCAACAAAAGCAAUGCGAGAAGAGGGAGGAAUAAAAGCAAUACACGAUGCUAUCGAUAAGAUGGCAGCCCGUCACAUGGAGCAUAUAGCUGUAUAUGGUGAAGACAACGAUCAACGUCUAACGGGUAAACAUGAGACCGGUCACAUAUCGCAAUUCUCUUAUGGUGUAGCCAAUCGCGGUGCCUCAAUUCGUAUACCGAGACAUGUUGCCGCCGAAGGGAAAGGGUAUUUGGAAGACAGACGUCCGGCAUCUAAUAUUGAUGCUUACCGUGUCACUCAAGUUAUUGUGGAAUCUUCUCUCGCAUAA
Messenger RNA from Funneliformis caledonium, 1068 nucleotides. The record is from the annotation of a GenBank genome assembly. NCBI's taxonomy places the organism in Eukaryota, Fungi, Glomeromycota, Glomeromycetes, Glomerales, Glomeraceae.